This is a messenger RNA of Anopheles stephensi (Asian malaria mosquito), 904 nucleotides long. RefSeq lists its product as uncharacterized. Lineage: Eukaryota; Metazoa; Arthropoda; Insecta; Diptera; Culicidae. Bases 19 to 822 code for a protein of 267 amino acids. The transcript has 2 exons. The record is from RefSeq and is a predicted model, not a curated record.
GCUGCGGAAAGCAAGAAAAUGCACGUUAAAUCGCGUGGCUGUAUAAAUGCAACUGGAGUUAGUGUCCGACGCACCAGUUCUACACGGGAAUUUGGAAGUAAGGCGGUAAAUAUGUAUCUUGUCGCGAGUGGGCUACUCUUGAUGGGAGUCGUCGCGUUGACGGUUUGCGCGGAACAGUUGUUAUCAGAAGCCGGGUUAAGUGUGCGAUCACUUCAAAAGUAUGGCCGCCAUGUGUGCAAUGCUGUUCAGAUUAGCGGAGAUGUCUUCAUUACACCGGCAGCAUGCUUAAGCGGAAGUGAUCCGGUGGGGAUGGAGCUUAUCCCAGCAGAAGAGCACUCCAAAGUGACUCACAAGUCUGGGUGCAGUGUGACCAGGUAUCAAUCCCACCCGAAGUAUGUCUUCCUGAGCCACAACGUAGGACUAAUGCAGUGCGGUGGACAGACUUUAAGCGUGCCACAAAACAUCCCCAUACGUGAGAGUAAGAAAGGUGAUCGUCUAACACUGGUCGGUGUUAACGAGUCUCUGAAGACGGUGUCCUCCCGGGUGAAAGCCAUCGAUUGUUUGGUGUGCAAAAAAGAGUACGCCACAUUUGACUGUCAGCGGCAGCUCUGUUUAAAAACGACCGGGAAGGUCUUCCAAAAGCUGUCAACGGUUGAGCAGGGUCUUGCAGGGGCCGGAAUAUUCACCCAGAAUGCCAAGCUGGCCGGUAUGCUGUCGUACGGGUUCUCCGCCAAUGGUAGCCUCGUGGCGGAAAGAGCGAUUUAUUAUAAACAAUUCCUACACAGGACGAUGCAAGCAUUCACCAUCGACAACCGAGUGUGAUAGAUCAGGUUUGUGGCUAGUGGAUCGCUUAUUUGGAGCUAGAGUUUGGAGCAGUUGUCCAAUAAAACAUUAUCCCUCUUUA